Chondrus crispus (carragheen) is the source of this 1326-nucleotide messenger RNA. RefSeq lists its product as hypothetical. The record is from RefSeq and is a predicted model, not a curated record. Gene Ontology annotation, molecular function: DNA binding; structural constituent of chromatin. NCBI's taxonomy places the organism in Eukaryota, Rhodophyta, Florideophyceae, Gigartinales, Gigartinaceae. The transcript has a single exon. Gene Ontology annotation, cellular component: nucleosome. The coding region runs from base 1 to 1326 and encodes 441 amino acids.
AUGGCGAAAACCAAGCAGACGGCGCGCCGCAGUACUGGUGGCAAGGCGCCUCGUAAACAGCUCGGGUCGAAGGCGGCGAGAGUAUCCGUUGGAGAGCUCAACGCUCGUGAGAGAAUAAUGUGGCUAUUGUCGCAAAGAACGGACGUAAUGAAGGUGUCGAAGAAUGAAGAAGCCUCGCCUCGUUUUCCGUACCAUGUAUGGGUUGGAACGAGGCUGACAAGGUAUGACUUGGAUUUGACCGAAAUGCUCCCCCUUUUCGGUCGACAUGUUCUCGUCCACGUAAGUGCGCGAGGAAAGCACGGGGACUCGGUAGAUGAGUUUUCCAGAGUCGGGUUGACUGAAUCGAUUGACGAUGAGCGUGUUUAUGAUCACGUGGAGGAUGAAACUUGGAAUAUUGAGUCCAUUUGCUAUAAUAGACUCGCAAAUAAGUACGUCGCCAUCGACGCACGCGACAAGUCGAAGCACGCCAUCCUGCUUUACACCCUACAAGUCUGUGGCGGGAACAAAUCUUCUGGCCACCAGAUCCAGAGCGACAAGUUCUACACCAACGGCAGAGACCACUUGUCAGCUUACCUUCUCAUUGAUGAGUGGUGCCAGAAGUAUCCUGGGCGCUGGUUGGCAAUGUCCACUUCCGGUGCCCGAACAGAGAGCUCUUUGGCGUCUUCUUUCCAUCUCCACAACCUUGGUGCUACUCCUUAUCAAGAUCGGACUGAUCUAUGCAUCCCAGCUGCCGUUUGCAACUCGAUACGUGCCCUCGGCGCGCGAAAGCUCGCCGAUUCGUAUUGGAAGCACUUCAAGGAGAAUGCGAAGUCGUUUGUGCAGCAUGGGAGUCUUCCGCGACGUAUUCGUGAUCUGAGAGAUGCCAACAAGCAUCUCAAACGAGAGGAAGUAGUUCUCGAGCAUACCUUCGGAUCGGUCCCAACGAUAGGCAAACUUCUUGAUGUCGAGUCGGGAGUGUUUGUUGUCACGCUUGAGGGGAGUUCAAACAAGUUGCAUACGGUGUGCGUAUCUUCAAAGGAUCACAUCAUAUUGGAUUGUAUGGAACCGUACCCCAUGCCCUUCUCCCUUCAAGCUUUGAAACUCUGUCUUGGUGAUGGAGUUAGUCUGCUCGAAAUUCGUGAAAUGGGAAAGGUCUGUCUUGUCCGUGCUUCCACCACAAGAGCGCUUAGCGCUUCCACUAAGCGUCGCGAACGUCGCAAGCUGAAAGCUGAAAGCAAUAAGUCGAAACAGCCACGCUCUUUUCUCUUUUCUUGCCUAUACGGGUUUCAUGAUAGCAAUUGCAUCUAUUCUCUACAUGCAUUAAGCGAUUUUGUGCCUAAGACUUAG